Lathyrus oleraceus (garden pea) is the source of this 2267-nucleotide messenger RNA. RefSeq lists its product as uncharacterized. The record is from RefSeq and is a predicted model, not a curated record. Bases 455 to 2059 code for a protein of 534 amino acids. Lineage: Eukaryota; Viridiplantae; Streptophyta; Magnoliopsida; Fabales; Fabaceae. The transcript is spliced from 10 exons.
CUUUCUUUGGCGUACAUUACACACAGAAAAAGAAAACUUGAAAACCCUGAUUGCGACUCUUCGUCUGACCACAUAGCACUAUAUUCAAAAAAAUUCCCUUUUCUUAUCGUCCUCUUCUGUACACUACAAUACAAAACAAUACCCCAUUUUCCAUCUUCAAAAUCCAUUUUUUGUCUGCAAUUCUAUAACCCCUUUACUCAAGAUUCCCCUUUUCCCCUUUCAUUCAUCUCCAUUUUCACAACUGUCACUUGGGUUCAUUUGUUUUUAUUCAUUGUAUAUUCUUAUUACUCAUUUAUUAAAUAUCAGAAAACUUUUUUUUGUCAAUGAGGAAUUCUUUUAUGUAUAUAUAUGUUUUAUGGAUAUUUAACUGCUUGGUUGGUGAUGAACAAAUACUUUUGUUUUAAAAGUGUUGUUGCUUAGUCCAAAAUUGUUCACUGUUUUAGUUGUGGCAGUUAUGGGUGGUGAGGGUAGAGUUGAAAUUGUGAGUGGUAAAGGGUGCUCGAGGUUGUUUUCAUCUUCAUUUACUUCAAUCAGAGAUCUUCAACCAUUGGAUCAAAUGUCUCCUGUUUCAGCUUCUCCGCAAGUGUCAUCAACUGCUCCUUUUGCUGGUCUUGUUAUAUGCGUUACUGGCUUAUCUAAAGAAGCAAGGAAUCAGGUCAUGGAGGCCACAGAGAGAUUAGGUGGCCAGUAUAGCCCCAAUCUGCAUCCUCAAUGUACUCAUUUGGUGGUUCAGAACUUCGGUGGAUGCAAAUUUGAGCAUGCGCUGAAGCAUGGAGCAAAAAAUGGUCUCUUUGUUGUCACACUGGGUUGGUUUGUGGAUAGUGCCAAGAAAAAUGUAAGGUUGACCGAAUCACUUUAUAGUCUGAAGAGAUAUGGAGAUAAUAAUAUGUACUUGGAUGAUUUUAGAGGGUAUACAAAUACUAGAAAUUGUCUUCCUGCGAGAAUCCAUGAAACAACACAUUCUCAUCGUGCUGAAGAAUUUCUAAGAUUCUCUGGUAAAGAGUCUAACAGAAAUUUGGACUCAACUUUGUCUGGUUGCUCCAUCUAUGUUGAUCCACACAUUUCAUCCGAAUUGCAGAACAAGGUUGUCGAGUCUGCUUCAAGAGAAGGUGCUAGUUUGGUGGAACAAUGGUUUGUUGGUUGCAAUGUUAGUCAUGUAGUGACUGAAGGGACAUCCAUUCAAAGAUAUCUCGGAUACUCUAGUAACCUCGUUACACCACUGUGGAUUCUCAAAACAGCUAAGGAGAAACAAGUGCAGAGGCUUGUUAACAUGUCUGUUGAUUUGGCGAGACAAGUUGGCUUGAUGCUCGAAGACGUUCAUAAUGGCCUUUCAGGAAAGGAAGUAGUAAAGACAAAAGUCCAUGACGAACUUCAAGGCGGUAAAAGUGAAAUUGGCUACGAAGAAAGACAACAAAUUGUAAGUUCGGCAAAAAAUGGUGUUAGAAGUCGCCGUGGUCGUCGUAUGCAGACAUGUCAGACGCCUAUCCGGCCGAUAACACCUAACAACCUUCUAGACUCUAUCUGCUGGUCAAUAUCAGAGGCAACUUCAACUGCUUCCAUUUACACAGACUCUUUCAGUGCUGAAGAUCCUAGUGAUAAUCAUACUUCAAUAUUUUUUGAUGCAAAAGGGGAUGCAAAGGACUCAGAUGCUUCAUUUUCGAACUCCACACGUCCUCUAACAGAAAGUGAGAAAUCUGAGUUGGUAUUUAAAAACCAUUUUCUCACCAUACUCUUCCCAGUUGACCGGUUUUCCGAGAUCGGCCCUUCCUCAAGGACAUUUUUCAACAAAAACGGUUUUACAUGUCUUCAGGUGUUGGAUCAUAUACAUGCAUUUUAUCAGGAGAACAUGUCAAGCCAUGAAAUAGAAGUGGCGAUUCAUACAGAUUCAAGACACGCGGAUAAGCUUCGAUCAGUGUACUCGAGUAAGGAAACAGCGGAGCAUGGUUAUGCGAUGUUCAAACGAACUGAAUUUUUGGGGAGUCGUUCAAGUUUUGAAAUGUUAAAGCGCGUGAGUGGAGACAACAACUCCAAUGUGUAUGAGUUAUUACUUAGGGCGUAAGGUACAUUAGAAGUCACAAGUUUUUAGCAUCUGUAUUUUACCAGAAUUGUAUCUGUAACAUCAACGGUGGAAUGUCACAUGAAUAGGGUGCCCAAAAUGGGAAGUGUGAAUACAUGUAAUGGGAGAUUGGCCAAAUGGGAAAAGCAGUAACUUAGAGCCCAAGUUUUAAAAAAAAGUUAUCUAUAAAAGGAUGGAUACUUGAAGAUCA